Messenger RNA from Dictyostelium purpureum, 747 nucleotides. RefSeq lists its product as uncharacterized. The annotation marks the transcript as partial. Gene Ontology annotation, molecular function: phosphoric diester hydrolase activity; DNA-(apurinic or apyrimidinic site) endonuclease activity; DNA binding. Gene Ontology annotation, biological process: base-excision repair. The transcript has 2 exons. NCBI's taxonomy places the organism in Eukaryota, Evosea, Eumycetozoa, Dictyosteliales, Dictyosteliaceae. The record is from RefSeq and is a predicted model, not a curated record. Gene Ontology annotation, cellular component: nucleus.
CUUAAAGUUAUCAGUUGGAAUGUAGCAGGCUUUAGAUCAGUAUUAACCAAAGGUUUUUCAGAUUAUGUAGUCAAAGAGAACCCAGAUAUCUUAUGUCUUCAAGAAACCAAAAUUAAACCAACCGAAGUUCAGAAAAGUUCAAUUCCAAGCGGAUACGAAUACCAUUUCGUCUCAGCCGAUCAAGCAGGCCACCACGGUACUGGUUUAUUAACUAAACUCAAACCAUUGUCAUUAAAGUUUGGUAUUGGUAUUGCUAAGCAUGAUACUGAAGGUCGUGUUAUCACCGCCGAAUAUGACGAUUUCUAUCUUGUAAAUACAUAUAUUCCAAAUUCAGGUUCAAGAGGUUUAAAGAAUUUAGAUUACCGUAUCAAAGAAUGGGACGUCGAUUUUCAAAAAUAUCUUGUCGAAUUAGAUAAAAAGAAACCAGUUGUUUGGUGUGGUGACUUGAAUGUUGCACACACUGAAAUUGAUUUAAAAAAUCCAAAAACAAAUACCAAGUCUGCUGGUUUUACAAUCCAAGAAAGAACAAGUUUUGGUGAUUUCUUAAAUAAAGGCUUUAUUGACAGUUACAGACAUUAUAAUCCAGGUAAAGAGGGAGCAUUCACUUUUUGGACAUAUAUGGGCGGUGCUAGAGCUAAAAAUGUUGGUUGGAGAUUAGAUUAUUUUGUUGUUUCAAAGAGAUAUAUCGAUUCAAUUAAAACUCCAUUCAUUAGAUCAACUGUAAUGGGUUCUGAUCAUUGUCCAAUU